UGCGGAGCUCAAUCACUUCUCAGUCACUGCCGGGGACGGACGGCUCAUAGUACUGCUGAGAGGACCAUCACUCCCAUCAUCCUGGGGAUGGAGCAGCUGCUGCCGGCAUAGACCCUGGAUAUUAGGAGACCUGUGGACAGAAGACUCCCCAUCAUGAGUUAUUUGGGGCUCAUCCUGUUCUGUGUGCACGCCGCUUUCACCCUGUCCGUUAAGUCUUUGGAACCAAAGGAUUGCAUAUCAGCGGAGUUGCUGUGUAAGAAUGAUGCUCUGUGCAAUAGCUCUUACCUUGUGUUAAAGAACUGCUCUACAGCAGAUGCAGCGUACCUUUUAAAUGCACCAGAAUGUCAAAAGGCAGCUGAGCUCAUUUCCCGCAAUCCCAUCAUCAACUGCAAGUGUCAGCGUAUGAAGAAGGAAGAGCUUUGUUUGAACAUUUAUUGGACUGUUCAUCCUGUGUUUAUACCCGGUUACCUGGCUCCAUAUAACUCUCCAUAUGUAGAUGGCUUAGAAACCAAGGAGGAAACAAAGCACAUGCACCUUUCUCCUUUCAUGCCUGAGUCUGACCCCUUCACUGAGGGAUCUAAUGCAUGUUUGAAUGAAGCUACUAUUUGCAGUUCAGAUGAGAAGUGCACUCAGCUGAGGAACGACUAUGUUAUUCACUGCAGACCUAUAAAUCCCGAAGGCUCCUGCGAUCGACGGAAGUGUCAUAAUCACCUCAGGAACUUUAUUAAAAAGAUCCCCAUGGAAUUUACAAAGAGGCUCCUAUUUUGCCCAUGCGAUGAGGAUAGAAACUGUGGAGAACGUAGACGCAUGAACAUAGUGCCAAAGUGUUCUUUUGAGGAAAAAAUCAAGAAAAACUGCCUGGAGCUUCACGACUCCUGCAUGAAGGACAACUUGUGCAGAUCGCGACUUUUGGACUACAAGGAGCAGUGCCGCCUGUCUGAGAAAAACAAAGAAACCUGUUCUCCAGAACAACAUGAUCUAUGCAUAAAAUCCUACAUAAGGAUGAUUGGUACUACAGUUACCCCAAACUUUAUUAACAACUCAAGUAUGGAUACAUCGCUGUGGUGCACCUGUGAAGGUAGUGCCAACAAGGAGGAAGAGUGCAAUGCCUUCCUGCAGAUGUUUACUUCCAACAAAUGUCUCCAGAAAGUGACUAGAACAGACAUUAACCAGAGCAUCCCAAUGACAAUAAACGAUAACCAGAGAAGUCCUACCGAUGGUACAAAUUUAGCCAUUCUUUCCGAAAAAAAACAGGAAAGAAAGUCAUCUUCUGCAACGUCAGGUGUUUCAGCUCCGUCUUUCGCACUAUUGAGUCCGGCACUGUUUAUGUGGCUGCUAAAGGUGGUGUCAUUAUUGUGAAAGAAGACCAAGAAGGUCUACAAAGUGGCGUCACUGCCCAAUAAUCAUGGACUUGGCUUAGCAUAAGACAGCUGGGAAAAACACCAGUGUGUGAAUUGUUAUUUUCAGUCUUGAACUUAAAAGCUGAAGAUGAUUCACAAGGCAAUAAGACUAGGUGGUGUGAACCCACAGAGCCGACCCACUGCAAAGACUUAAGAACAUCGGCUGAUGUAUGUGUAGGGCCACACAUGACAUGUUCAUUGAAGCUGUAAAUGUGGAAGACUUUCUCCUCAGACAGUAUCUACAACCAAAGGUAACUCAAGCGUUUUAAUAGAUGCCAGGAAAACAAACAGGACAAAGCCGCAUGGCUUAACAGAUGCCUGGAAAACAUACAGGACAAAGCCGCGUGGACAUGUCGGAAUAGAUCCUGAUGGCGUUUCUGCAAGCUGUGCUCAUUGACAAUACCAGAACUAUAUAUAUGACUAUAUGUGUACAUCAUAGUCAGUAGCGUAAAUAAGGCAACUUAUAAUGAAGAUAAUGAUGGGCUAAGCUUGUACCCAAAAUCAGAGGAUAGUGAGAUAACCAACAAUAUAGUCUAUGUAUAGAGACAUUUCAGGCUUGGAACACUCUCAUUUUAUGAGAAUUCUUUUAGCUCCUACAAUUCCCAUCUUAUGUGUGAUUCAGCGUUUACAUUGCAUCUGUAUGCAGGUCCAUCCAGACUUAUUAAAGUGUGCACAUCUGCUAACAACUGCAAAAUUCUAAGGUAGUAACAUUUAACUGAUAUGUAGUGUAAAACAUGUAUAUACGCUUGUGAACAUAUGCUACAUACCAUGAAGUUGAAAAUCUGCUUUGGGUUAUUUGUGGCAUCUAGAUAGCUCAGUUCCAUAGGAUGGCUCAAGGGUGUUGGUAGAUAAAAGCAUUUUAAAGUGACAGAUGUGAUCUUUACCCAUAUACCAGUAGAGUACACCAGUGUCUUUAGAAGCAGGUUUGCAGCAUGUUUUCCGCUGCGAGUUUGAGCAAUGGCAGGUUUUGCGUGACAGAUUUUCUGCAGUGGAAAAUCCACAGAUUACUUUGACUUCAAUGGAGUCUGCUGUGGAAAAUCCGCACUUGUAGUGACAUUUACAUGAGGCAUUACUGCCUGGCACAAAGCUCUUGUGACUGUAAUUUCUACACAACAGUGAAGCUUCUUUUCAGAAGGGGAUGUUUUUUUUUUUAUGUAUCGUGAUUUAUUGUCAUCUCAGUCCUGCCCUGGACAAUGUGACUGGCAAACAAACUUACAAUAUGGUGACACGGUCCAAGGCAGGAGGAGAUAACCAGCUAAUAAAGGAACAGUACAAUGUGUAUAGUGGAGACCGCUAAUGGACCACAGAGUGUUUCCUUAAAGGGGACAUCUUAUCCCCUAUCCAAAGGAUCGUGGGGGUCCAACAGCUGGGGACCUAUGCGAUCUUGGUUUCGGCAUCCAGACAUCCGGUGCACGGAGUGAAUUCGCUCCGUGCCAGAUGACUGGCGAUGCGGGGCAGAGGCUUGUGACGGCCAUGCCCCGCUCAUGACAUCACGGCCAUGCCCUCUCAAGGCAAGUCUAUGAAAGGGGGUGUGUAAUAGAUUUACAUUGAGGGGGCGUGGCUGUGACUAGUCAGCCUCCGACACUGCACCCGACGCUCUACAUGAACACUGGUGCAGCAGGGAGAUCGCGGGGGUCCCGACGCUGGGAACCCCUGCGAUCUCCCUGCUGCACCCGGUGUUCAUGUAGAGGGGAUAAGAUGUCUAGAGGUUUUCUCAUAUGCCCCUCUAUGAGCCAAAGUAAAGAGACACUCACAAAGGGCAGUUCUUGUUUACAUUCAAUGGUCACCAUGCGACACUACAUCUCUCUUGUAGGAUAUGUGGCCAGACGUGGCCUACUUUGAAGAUUUCCAAUUGCCAGUGGAGGGAUGGUGGCUGCAAAGAAUUUGGACCUCCAGUGCUUUACUGAUCUCUGGGGUGCUCCUGUUAAUGAAAGGUUUCUCUAUAUGGGACAACUUCUUAUUAUACAGAGAUAGUUUGCUAGAUGGAAAACCAGCUAUUCCCUAUAAUUAAAGGGGUAUUUUGAUUUUUUUUAACACCUGUUAGAGCUGUAAUACAACCAAUUUCAGCAUAGUUGCCUUACCUGAUCAAGCACAGGGAGCUCUGUUCUGCCCGAGAGCCUCUGUUUACUUACCUGGAUGAUACUUUCCCUGUUCUGAUGUUGGCGUCUUAAACACAAGGCAAGUAAACAUGGAGUACCGGUGCUGGACCAGGUAAGGAGAGUAUGCUCUAGUUUGUUAUUUUACAGUCCUAGCAUGCUGCAGUUUAGAAUAUCCCUUUAAAGGGGUAUUCCAGGAAAAAACUUUUCAACCGGCUCCAGAAAGUUAAACUGAUUUGUAAAUUACCUCUAUUAAAAAAUCUUAAUCCGUUCAAUAAUUAUCAGCUGCUAAAGUUGAGUUGUUGUUUUCUGUCUGGCAACAGUGCUCUCUGCUGACAUCUCUGCUUGUCUCGGGAACUGCACAGAGUAGAAGAGGUUUGCUAUGGGGAUUUGCUUCUAAACUGAGCGGUUCCCGAGACAGGUGUCAUCAGAGAGCACUUAGACAGAAAAGAACAACUCAACUUCAGCAGCUCAUAAUAACUGAAAGGAUUAAGAUUUUUUAAUAGAAGUAAUUUACAAAUCUGUUUAACUUUCAGUUGAUAUAUAUAAAAAAGUUUUUUUCCUGGAUAACCCAUUUAAGUUUCCCCAGAUAACAGAUCACAUUACACUAGCACUAUAGUGAAAAUGGUGGUUGAAUCGGACAUUUUUUAGAUCAGAGAUUAUUUUGAACAAACAUUACUUUAUUUAACUUCAGUCAUAAAGCCAUUUAUUUGGAUUGCAGGGUUACAGCAUGUAAAUAUUCAUAUUCUGCUUUUAAUGCAUAAAAACAACACUUAAACAAUAAAUAGAUCUGGUUGUCCAUAGUAAUUCAUAACCAAACUGGUACUGAAGACAUAUUAAUACUGAUCUAUAUGCUCAAUGCAUCAUCGUGCAAUACGGUAAAAUCCGCUGAUCACUAUCUGACGUAAGCUGUGCAAGGACCUAUUAUGUGUGUAAAUUAUAAUAUAUAUAUAUGUAAAAUAAAAAUAACAAUCUAAAUAUCCUGCAGGAAAGUGUCUAUUGUGCAAUUUGUUUAGAGAUAACACCAAUAAAUGUACAUAUACUUUAAAGUA
Messenger RNA from Hyla sarda, 4548 nucleotides. RefSeq names its product GDNF family receptor alpha 3 (gene GFRA3). Gene Ontology annotation, molecular function: signaling receptor activity. The transcript has 8 exons. Gene Ontology annotation, biological process: nervous system development. Gene Ontology annotation, cellular component: signaling receptor complex; external side of plasma membrane. The coding region runs from base 154 to 1359 and encodes 401 amino acids. NCBI's taxonomy places the organism in Eukaryota, Metazoa, Chordata, Amphibia, Anura, Hylidae. The record is from RefSeq and is a predicted model, not a curated record.